CUAUGGUUACUUUAUAGGACUUGUUCCCCGCGAACGAAUUGCUCAUGAACGUCACACCAUUACUGAACGGUCACUAAGUGAAUGAAAUGAACGGAUCAGUGAGGCGACCGGCAUCAUUCGGUUUAUUUUUUAAUCUGAAAAUGGUGGCAGCCGUUUGCCUUCCAUAUAUCUUAUGUUACUGUCAUGAAAAUGACGUCAUACUAUUGACAGUACUCACUUCUUGUUUUGUUUAUACCCGUGACGUUCAUGUUGUUUCAACAGUUUUAUUAUUGCACUUUAUAAAAUAUAAUCUUUUAUGACCAAUUUUUCCAUAAAAACAUAUAUGUUAAAUAUAUGUUAAAGUGACAUGAGAAACAGACGUACAGUACUUAGAAUCACGAAUUAAUUUUUGAGAAAGAUCAUUUCGUUUAUAUGAAUUUUUCAUAGAUAAUGUUAUAACAAUGAAACCAUCUUAUAAAACAUUUAAUUGUGUUUUAUUAUGAACAUGUUUACCCAACACAAUGCAAUGGUAUUUUCAUGAUACUUUCUGGCAGGGACGAACACGUUAGAAGGCUGUAGUGGGCUCUAUCUAUUCUGAACGCUGUCCUUUAUCCUUGCAAAGUCACGUUAAAGGGGGCGCUGAGUGCUUCGCUCAGCCCCCCGGCCACGUGACCUCUGAACGCUUGAUGGGUGACGUCACCGCACGGCGCUCGGUGGUAGGGAGGUGAUCGGCAGUGAAGCGGCAUCUGUGUCAAAGACUGACCGAUGGCCACCCCUGCCAUUUGCUCAGGUUGAUUCUUUCCGUUCACGGCGAUGUAAGUCUGCAGUGCACUCCCUGCCCCAGCUGCGCGGUGAGGGAACCGGGGACCGUGGUCCCUGGACUCGGCUCCGUUUCGUUACUCAGGUCGGUUGCAUGUUAAGCCGGUUAGCUAAUGCGGUCGAGCCGUAUGAAGUCAUGAGCGUCUCACUCGGCUUUUGGGAUGCGUUAUUAUAGUGUAACAAGUAUUUUGUGAUUUUCGUUUUUAUCUGCAGACACGAGUAAUAUGCUGGCGAUUAAUAACGAAUAAUAAGGAGGCCCUUUUCCAGAGUAUCCGAAUAACAUAUGCAAUGGGACCCACACCCAUCCCUGUUAUGGACUCCUCAGACCGGGAACAUGUGUGUAUAACAUGAUGUCUUAGGUCACAGCAGGUUUGGGAGCUGUCAUAGAAGAGCGACGCGAUUUUAUGGGCGUGGUGUCACUGCUUCCAUCAGUAGAUUGUCGGAAGCUAAUCAAUCUUACUGGUGUAUUACCUUAUAUUGCAUUAUAUAUUUAUCAUUCUGGUAGCUUAUAUUUAUGCCUUGUUCCAAGUCAGGCGAGAUAGCGUUGAAAAGGUGGCUUGAAGACUUGUUUAUGCAGACCUGUGUGGAAACCAUUGAUCUUGACAGAUCUUUAGAAGAAUAGCAGACCCUUUGAUACUGGAGCCACGUUAUCCUGAAUACUUGGAGGUGCAGCUGUGGAGCACAGAAAUCCUGCAUCAUGUCACGGGGUUCAGGAGAGUCUGGGAGCUCUGUCCCAUCUGCACCGCUGAUCUCUGUGCAGGACCUCUCUAAUCCCCCAGGGCCAUCCUCUCCACUCCAGCAACCCGAUGACCUCAUCUCAUCUAGUCCUCUCACUGACCAGGUGACAGUCACCGCAGAUGAGACGUCCCCGUCAUCGACCAGCUCCUUUGAAAUGAUCGACAUGGAGGCUGUUCCUCCGCUCUGUGAACCUGUGCAGCCGCACUGGUUCUACUGCCGGAGGGCUGACACCAAAGACUCCUGGAUGCCCUUCAGCAGGGAGGACUCCCAGAAGCUGGAGCAGGCCUACCUGCUGAGUGGCCAGGGUGAGGAGGAGGUGGUGGUUCCCACGGAAGGCGAGCGCUAUGACGUCAGGCUGAGGGAGAGGCGGCGCUAUGCCGUGUACUGGGAGCAGGCGCCCACCGAGGUGCGUCGCUGCACGUGGUUCUACAAAGGUGACAAGGACAGCCGCUUCCUGCCGUACCCCGAGGACUUCAGCAAGAGGCUGGAGGAUGCCUACAUGAUUGCCGUCACUUUGGAUGAGUGGAAGAGGAAGCUGGAUUUUCCCACUGGGGAAAUGGUCAUCCUGCACAACCCUAAGCUUAUUAUGCAGUACCAGCCCAUCACACAACAGGAUGAGUGGGUUUCUUCCCCCUCGGAGCAGACACGGCCCCGCACUGUCAAGAGGGGCUUGGAGAACAUCUCUGUAGAGAUCCCAGAUGGGGAGCCGGAGAAAGUGGACCACCUGGUGUUCAUGGUGCAUGGUAUUGGUCCUGCAUGCGACCUGCGGUUCCGAAGCAUCAUCCAGUGUGUGAAUGACUUCCGCAGUGCUUCCCUAAGCCUUCUCAACACACACUUCAGGAAGGCCCAGGAAGAGCAGGCAAUCGGCAGAGUGGAAUUCCUCCCAGUGAACUGGCACAGCGCACUGCACGGGGACGCCACGGGGGUGGAUGAGGACAUCCAGAGGAUAACGCUUCCCAGCAUCAGCCGCCUGCGCCACUUCACCAACGACACCCUCCUGGACCUCUUCUUCUACAACAGCCCCACCUACUGCCAGACCAUCGUAGACACAGUCGCGUCCGAGAUCAACUGCCUGUACCUCCUGUUCUUGCAGAGGCACCCGCAGUUCGCCGGCACUGUGUCAGUGGCGGGACACAGCCUGGGGUCCCUCAUCCUAUUUGACCUCAUGACCAAUCAAAGAACAGGUCCAGGAGAAAGCAAUGGGCUAAGGGGGAAAGCCGAUACUGAUGGGCCCCCACACGACUACAGGAGUCUUGAGGAGGCUCUGAAGAGGAUGGGCUUAGAGGAACUUAUUGCAGUCUUUAAAGCUGAACAGCUGGACCUGGAAUCUUUGGCUUUAUGCUCAGAGAGUGAUCUGAAGGAUCUGGGAAUACCGCUAGGGCCACGUAAGAAGAUUCUCAACUUCAUGAGCAGGAGAUGGAUAUUACAGGAUCUAAAGGCAAGAAGUCCAUUGCUGGCUUCUGGACAGCAGUCUUCCACAGAGGGAGAACAGGCCUCAUCCCCAGCUCCCCUUGAGCACCCCUUCCUGCGGCCUGUGUCCACCACCAGUGCAGUAGACUAUGAAUACUUUGAUGUGGGAAUUGGACAGCCGAAUCUGGGCAUUGCCACCGGGCAGGUGUCCAUCAGCUACCCCCAGCUGGCCUUCCACCCUCAGACCUUCUUCGCUUUCGGUUCCCCCAUUGGAAUGUUCCUCACGGUGCGAGGUCUCAAGCGCAUCGAUCCCAGCUACAGCUUUCCAACCUGCAAGAGCUUCUUCAACAUCUAUCACCCGUUUGACCCAGUUGCCUACAGGAUCGAACCCAUGAUUGUGCCUGACAUGGAGAUCGAGCCCAUGCUGAUCCCCCACCACAAGGGCAGGAAGAGAAUGCACCUUGAGCUGAAGGAGAGUCUCACGCGUAUGAGCACCGACCUCAAGAACAACGUGCUGGGCUCCCUACGCACCGCCUGGCAGUCCUUCUCACGGCUACCCAUUGCUGCGCUGCCCCCUGUGGGCGAGGGAGAGAGCAACGCGUCAGGGCUGUCCGUACAGGAGAUGGAAGCCGGAAAAGGCACUGUCAGAAGGACAGACUGUAAGACAGACUUUUGGAAAAAAAUUAUGGAGUGGCCUAAAGUGAUUAAUUUAAGUUACUUCCAAGGCCCAAAGGUGGAGGAAGUAGAAACGACUUCAGCUGCAGAGAGGCAAACCGAGGAGCAGAACAUCAAAAUCGGGAUGUUAAAUGGCGGCCGACGCAUCGAUUAUGUGCUGCAGGAGAAACCGAUAGAGAGCUUUAAUGAGUACCUGUUUGCCAUCCAGAGCCACCUGUGCUACUGGGAAUCUGAAGACACUGCUUUGCUGGUGUUGAAGGAGAUCUAUGAAAAACUGGGAGUCGUUUUGGAACAGCCUCAGUCGUAGUAUGGAUGGAGACACCUUGGACUUAGCUGCGUUCUCGAGGAACUGGCUGUACAUUUUUGCCGAAGUAAAUGCUCGCACCGAGCCUGUCUGGCAACGGCUGCUUGACUUUUGAAGCUGAAGAUCUGGAAUCCAGCAGACAUCUGUUCCUCAGAUCAGUGGAAAUUAUUAAUGGGAUUCACACCAUUGACACAUUGGGUUGUGGAAUCUUCUAUGAUCAUUCUGUUGUUGGACCAUCAGACUGUUAAAAGGGAAUGUCUGCUUGUAAGUUUAUAACCUGCCUGCAAACGUAUCUUUUUUUAAUUUAACGUUAAAUUAUUUUUAUUGAUGUUUAUGUUGUAUAGGAUGCUAAUUUUGCACAUCCUGGAGCUGGAGCAUGCUAACUGCCAUUGUGACUCGCCUCCAUCACUCCUGCAAAGACUGACAAAUUUCGCUGCUCCAUUAACCCAGAAAAAAAAUGCAGCUCUGUUCCACUCGAUCCUUUUGUCCUGCAUUCAAACGCACAGAAAUAUCUUAUGCCACUAAAAAUGGUUUUCUUUGUGUUUAUGGAAGUAAGCUUAUGCUUAACAUAAAAUAAAGUGAAUGCUAAUGAAGGGUGUUUGUAAAAGUGACUGCUGUGUCUGCUACCUGUCUCUUUUACAUUAUCCAGAGAGGAAAGGCAGCAGUUCCCUCUAUAUCUACCGCUGUAUUGCCAUUUGAGGACAAGAACUUGCUGCUAUGCCCCUUUGGCUGGGUGAUGAAGGAUUUUUGGCUAAUCGUGUGAACCAUUUCUCCGAGUAGCCCUUCAGAAGCACAAAGAAAACCCUUUUUUGUUUACCGUUUGGUCUCGCUCUCGCUGUUACAGAAUAAGACUCACCCUGAGCAGGGCAUCUAGUAACUAGCAUAACUCUUGGGGUCUGAUUAUGCGUAAUUUUGUAUUGAUCUGAUCUGGUGCUGUGACUAUGGAGUCCGGUCAUAAACUGCUAUUCAGCUGGAACAUUUUAACACGGACCGGUGUGUCCUGUUCGACUCCAUUCAGUGUAUGUGUUACAGAAGCCUGUCUCAGAGAAAAGGCCAGCCUUUGCUUUGCAUUGAUGUUUGGUCUCUGUAAGUAUGAAACUCCCACUGUCAUAUGCUCGGUUUACGUUUGUCUGUGAUAUAAUUAUUUCCAGGAUAGGUGUAAUCUGAUGACUAUCACAUUGUACUAUAAUAAAUUUCCCAGUCGUAUCCUGUCAAAAACAAGUUUUUUUGCCUCUUAAUUAAGGUAUGACCAAGUCCUUGAAGCCUUAAAAAAAUUUCAUACAGAUUUUAGCAAAUCAUUUUAAUUCCCAAACUGCUUGCUCUGAAGCUACCAAAAUAAAUGAGUUCCUGUAAUGGUUGGGAUCAAACAAUUAAGUGUAAGAUUUUCCAUAUAAGAAGCACAAAGUGACUCCACAGUGUAACUGCCUCUCUAUUUCAACUUCGUUUUGAUUUGGAAACAAGAAAAUUAUUUUGUAUUUAUGUAUCAAACAGUAUGUUUACGUAUUGUGUAUGCCAUAAUAAACGUAACCAUAGCA
This is a messenger RNA of Brienomyrus brachyistius, 5460 nucleotides long. RefSeq names its product DDHD domain containing 2 (gene ddhd2). NCBI's taxonomy places the organism in Eukaryota, Metazoa, Chordata, Actinopteri, Osteoglossiformes, Mormyridae. The coding region runs from base 1496 to 3928 and encodes 810 amino acids. The record is from RefSeq and is a predicted model, not a curated record. The transcript is spliced from 19 exons. Gene Ontology annotation, molecular function: protein binding; triacylglycerol lipase activity; metal ion binding. Gene Ontology annotation, cellular component: COPII-coated ER to Golgi transport vesicle.